This is a messenger RNA of Lutzomyia longipalpis, 813 nucleotides long. Its product is annotated as alcohol dehydrogenase 1-like. Gene Ontology annotation, molecular function: oxidoreductase activity, acting on the CH-OH group of donors, NAD or NADP as acceptor. Lineage: Eukaryota; Metazoa; Arthropoda; Insecta; Diptera; Psychodidae. Gene Ontology annotation, cellular component: cytoplasm. The transcript has 2 exons. The coding region runs from base 5 to 775 and encodes 256 amino acids. The record is from RefSeq and is a predicted model, not a curated record.
UCAAAUGUCGUUUACCAAUAAAAGCGCAUUAGUUACGGGAGGAGCUGGAGUAAUUGGCCGAACUAUUUGUGAGGAGCUUCUUAAGAAUGGCGUAACUAAUCUCGCAGCAAUCGAUAUAAGCCCUGAUGAGCCUGCUGUUGUGGUUCAAUGGAGGAAAAGCUUCCCAAAAGCUUCAAUUCGUUACUUCCAAGUGGAUGUGAGAUCGCAGGAAGAAUUGGAGAAAUGUUAUGCGGAUUUUACGAAGGAUAUCCCAAGUCUCGACGUUGUUGUCAACUGUGCAGGAAUCUUGGAUGAAAAUCAGUUUAGGAAGACGAUAGAAGUAAAUCUCUUAGGCGUCAUUGCAUCAACUAUGCUCGCGAUGGAGUACAUGAGGAAGGACAAAGAUCACGGGAAAGGUGGAAUAAUUCUCAAUAUUUCUUCUACCUCUGGGUUGUGGUCAAUGAGCAUUCUUCCAUUUUACUGCGCUGCAGCGCACGGCAUUGUCGCCUUCACGCGAUCUCUCAGUCACGAUCGGGAAUAUCUUGGAAUUAAAUUCAUCGUCAUGUGUCCAGCUAGCACACAAUCACCGCUCUAUGACAAAUUGAAGGAUGGAACAGGCUUCUUUAUGACAACACAAGAGAAACUUGACGCUAUCACUUUCGACAAUCCUGCCCAAAGUCCCACGGAAUUGGUCAGAGAAAUAAUGAAAAUUAUUCAAGAAGCCAAGAGUGGAAGUGUCUGGGUUGUAGAGCAAGGAAAACCAACAAACGUUGAUUUACCUGCAAUUGAAUUUUAAUUAUUCUUUUUAAAGAAAUGCCUUUUUUUUGUAGUAAA